AAUGUAAAUAUAUAUCCAAAGUUUUGUGGAGAUGAGGAGAUGGAGAAGGCGCUUGAAAUGAAGAAGGAGAUGGUUGAGAAGGGCAUUGUGCCUGAUGCUGAAACGUAUGGCAGCAAAGAAGACUGACGAAGCUUUUUAUCUCCUCCUAGAGAUGCUGCGCGGGGGUAUGUCGCCACGUGAGUAUACUUAUACUACAUUGAUGUACGCUUAUUAUGCUGAAGGUGAAUUCAGUAAGGUUUUUCAUUUGCAUGAUGAAAUGGUAAAGAAGGGUUUUUUGCCUGAUUUUGUUACUGGGUUUUCGCCGUCUAUUGUUACUUACAACGCGCUUAUUUAUGGGUAUUUCUUUUUGGGGAGGGUUGAGGAGGCUGUGGGGAUUUUUAGGGGCAUGCCUGAGAUGGAUUUGUCCCCUGAUGCUGUUAGUUAUAACAAGGUUAUAUCGGGGUUUUGUCGAAACCGGGAGCCGGGGAAGGCUUUUGAAAUGAAGUUGGAGGCUAAUGAAAAGUUCAUGCCGAGUUGGCUAGAUGAAGGCAUGUAUGAAUCACUUAUGGAAGACCUGUCAGAUGAGGUUGUUUAUUCUAGUUUGAUGAAUGCUUUUUGUGCUGAAGGUAACCUAGAAAAGGUUAAUAACUUGGAAUAUGAAAUGGAUCACAACGGUUCUUUGCCAGCUUCUGUUCAAUAUAGUGUGUGAUUGAAUGGACUUAAUAAGAAAGGUAGGACAAGAGAAACUAAGAGUGAUCUAAUGUGGAGGGUUUCUGAACAGUGUUUGUUUAUGCCAACUUAUACAGCAUAUGAUACUCUGAUAGAGAACUGCAAUGAUAAUGAAUUUAAGAGUGUGGUAAGGGCGUAAGGCUUGUCAAAGGUUUACACAUGAGGGGUUUAGUGGAUGAAGCAGCCAGAGCUCGUGACACAAUGCUUCACGGGAAUUAUAAGCCAGAUGGAGCUGUUUAUAAUUUAUCAAUAUUUGAUCAUUGUAGAUCUCUUAAUGUUCAUAAGGCGUAUAGUAUGUACAUGGAGAUGCUGCAUUAUGGUUUUGCUCCUCAUAUUUGUACUGUACUUGCUCUUAUUAAAGCUCUACAUUAUGAUGGAAGGUCCAAUGAGAUGAGUUGUGUUAUUCAAAACACAUUGAGGAGCUGUAAUCUCUAUGAUUCUGAGCUACAAGAAGUACUUAGUGAAAUUGACGUCAGGAGAUGUGAAAUUUAUCCUCUUCUCAAUGUGCUAGCUGAAAUGUCCUUGGAUGGCCUGUUACUUAAUGGUGGGAAUUGUUCAUAUGCUCCAGCAAGUGUCUAAUAUAAACUUAGAGGUAUUGAUGAUAUGAAACUUGGAUACUUCUAAUAUGGAAAGUUCUCCCUUGCUAGGAAAGCAAUUUAUCAUUUUUUACCUGGAACUCUACAGCUAUCAAAGACCUCCUUCUUGACCAGGUUAAUCAUUUCCCUCAUCUAUCUCCUCUGCUUUAGAAAUCCGUAACAACUUAGAGGUAUUGGUGAUUUUAUUUCAUUCAAAUGUCAUUCUGAUGAACCAAAUGUGAUCUUUAGAUAUUUUUUAAAAUUUUCAAGUAUGAAGUAACUUGCUUUCAAUCAUAAGUAGAAAUGGUUUUCCUUAUGUUUUUUAAAUCAAAAGGUCCUCUUACUGUUGCUAAUUUACUUUCAGUGUGUUGGGAAUCAUGUUUCAUGAUUUUAUGAAUUUCAAUGAUUUUGAGUGAGGGUUGCUGAAAUCAAGAAAGUAUUAUCUGACAUGAUCUGCCAUUUAUUAUGUCACAUGAAUGAUAAAGUUUGAAUCUUACCAUGCUUGCAAAGCUACAGAUUGAACCAAAAAACAUUCUCCUUCUCCACGAAAGUGUUGAGGCAAGAAAGUGGCCAUGGAAAUACCAAGAUAAAACAACUGGUUCGUAGUUCAUUGGGGUGGGAAGCGAAUUCGGUAGCACUGGUGCAGAAUGGUUUCAAAAACUUUCAGAGUUAUAUCAGCUUUCCCCUAACUGAAUUUUUGGUUCCCUCCUGUGUCUGUACUAAUGCAGGAGAGUUAGAGUUGAAAUAUGGUGGUCAGGAUUCGAUUAACGAGACUUGGUUGCAGGAACCACUCAUUCUAUCGUGUCAUUGUUACUGAUAGCAGAACAACAAGAGAUGGCAAACACCUUGUAGUUUUAGGUUACUACAAUCCUUUAUCAGGAGAUGAAGACAAGGUGGCAGGUGUCAUUACAUUGGGUUUGACCAUGACUCGAAUAGAGCAUGUGACCUGCACUAACAGAGAGAGAUAGAGAGUCUGAAAGUUGAAGCAACCUAGGAUGAGUACCUCAUGCUCAUUGGUACGGUGUCCUACACGUGGAAUAGAGGAGUCAGAAGUCAGGACAUUGGACUUUGGUUCUUGACCUCCAAGUCCAACUUGAAUGUACACUUCUUUCUUUACUUUAUUCAACACCAUCUUUUCUUUUAUGAUGAACAAAUAUAUCUCUGGUCUCAAAAAUGAAUUUAAU
Messenger RNA from Lotus japonicus, 2467 nucleotides. Its product is annotated as pentatricopeptide repeat-containing protein At5g39710-like. The coding region runs from base 95 to 688 and encodes 197 amino acids. Lineage: Eukaryota; Viridiplantae; Streptophyta; Magnoliopsida; Fabales; Fabaceae. Gene Ontology annotation, molecular function: protein binding. The record is from RefSeq and is a predicted model, not a curated record. The transcript is spliced from 2 exons.